AUGCCCCGCAACCGCCGCGGCCGGCAGCGCAAGAAGCGGACGGGCAAGGCGACCACGGCCACGGCCACCACGGCCACGGCCACCACGGAGGCCACGGUCACGGCCACUCCCGCAGCCGGGCCACGGUAUGCGGUGCCACAGGCUGUGGUCAAGUCGCUACGGAAGGAGCUGGUCGGAGGAGUCGUGCCGAAGGAGCUGAAGGAGGCUCACCAGGAGGUGGUGGAGAGGAUGCGCGACAUGGCCGACAACGCUGCCGACGACGACGCCGGAGACGAUGGUGACGGCAAGGCGGAUGGAAGCGGAUGGGCAGACGAUGGAGGUGCUGGCGCGGUGGCGAUGGAGGUCGAGGGCGGGAAGAGCUGGAGCAGGCCCGGCGAGACGCGCAGGCAGCGCAAGGUCCGGCUGCAGCAGGAGGCGGUGGCCAAGCUCAAGGUGGCUGUGGCCCGGCCGGAGCUUGUGGACUCGGCGGAUGUGUACGCCCGAGAUCCGCAUCUCUUGCUGCAUCUCAAGGGCUACCACAACUCGGUGCCGGUGCCGGUGCACUGGAACGCGACGCGCAAGUACCUGGCAGGUAAGCGGGCGGCCGACAAGAUCCCGUACGUGCUCCCGCCGUACAUUGAGGCCACCGGUGUGGCGCAGAUGCGCCAGGCCUUUGUCGACUCGCAGGAGAGCAAGAGCCUGCGUCAGCUCGGCCGCGACCGCAUGCGCGGCAAGAUCGGCCGCAUGGACAUGGACUACCAGGUCCUCCACGAUGCCUUCUUUGUCCACCAGACCAAGCCCAAGCUAACCGGCCACGGCGAGCUCUACUAUGAAAACAAGGAGCUAGAGGUCGACCACUCGGCCGCCAAGCCCGGCGUGUACUCGCAAGAGCUCAUGCUCGCGCUGGGCAUGCAGCCCGGCGGGCCGCCGCCGUGGCUCAUCAACAUGCAGCGGUACGGCCCGCCGCCGAGCUACCCGGGGCUCAAGGUGCCUGGUGUCAACGCGCCGCUUCCGCCCGGCGGGAGCUACGGCUACGAGCCCGGCCAGUGGGGCAAGCCGCCGGUCGACAUCUUUGGCCGCCCGCUCUACGGCAACGUCUUUGCUCCGCCCGAGCCCGAGGGUCCGGCGCCUGGUGCCGCCAUCAAGGGUGCUGCCCGUGCGUGGGGCGAACUCCUCGACGACGAGUUUGACGACGACGAUGAUGACGACGACGAGAGCAGCUCCGAGUACGAAUCUUACGACGACGACGAUGACGACGAUGCCGUCAACGACGACAGUGGCGCCGGUCCUGCCGGCGGCAACGUCGCCCACAUGGACGUUGUCUCGGCGCCGGCCAUGGACGAGCCGGCGCCGGCGGUCCACGAGCGGCCGCUCUACACCGUGCUCGAGCAGCGGAGCGCCACUGUCGGCGCAGGUAGCCUCAUGGGCUCGGCGCACACGUACGCCAUCCCGGUCACCGACGAGGCGCAGCUGGCCGACCCGCAGUUCCUCGCCAAGCACGCGGCUGCAGCCGAGGCGGCAGGCGCCAUGCCGGCGGCGAGCAGCAAGGUGGCGGGCAAGAGCAAGGUGCGCGUGCCCGACGCGUCGAACUUCAAGUUCUGAGGCGGGAGAAGGCGCGUGAGGAGAAAGCGGACGAUUUACUCGGUCUUGACCGGCUUCUUCUUCUUGGGCAUCAGCAUGGGCACCACAAUCAUGGAGCCGAUGGUGAGGACGUGGCCGAGGAAGAGCUCGGCCUUCCAGAUGCGCCACGAGGCGUCCCAGGCCAGAAGGGUAAACGGCGUGCAGGUG
Thecamonas trahens ATCC 50062 is the source of this 1767-nucleotide messenger RNA. RefSeq names its product SF3B2 protein. Gene Ontology annotation, cellular component: U2-type spliceosomal complex; nucleus; U2 snRNP. NCBI's taxonomy places the organism in Eukaryota, Apusomonadida, Apusomonadidae. The record is from RefSeq and is a predicted model, not a curated record. Gene Ontology annotation, biological process: mRNA splicing, via spliceosome. The transcript has 2 exons. Bases 1 to 1581 code for a protein of 526 amino acids.